This is a messenger RNA of Acanthochromis polyacanthus (spiny chromis), 1440 nucleotides long. RefSeq names its product ribonuclease P/MRP 38 subunit (gene rpp38). Gene Ontology annotation, biological process: tRNA 5'-leader removal. Bases 140 to 1006 code for a protein of 288 amino acids. Gene Ontology annotation, molecular function: ribonuclease P activity; ribonuclease P RNA binding. Lineage: Eukaryota; Metazoa; Chordata; Actinopteri; Pomacentridae. The transcript has 2 exons. The record is from RefSeq and is a predicted model, not a curated record. Gene Ontology annotation, cellular component: ribonuclease MRP complex; fibrillar center; nucleolar ribonuclease P complex.
AUACAUUAGUUAAAUAAAGUUAUUUCAAUGCAAACAAGAUGGCGGCGCCCAGUGCUUCUGUCGUGCUGUUGUAAUAAACGCGUGAAAAUAACAGAAAUAAAAGAGCUGCAGCUGCGUUUAAAUCAGUUAGAAACGAGCCAUGGCGACUCCAGGAAAACCAUCCAAGAAGGUGUUAAAGAGGCAGACCCCUUCUAAGACCUCCUUCACGUCCCCCUUCACCUCAAAGUGGACUCCGCUCCCUCAGGAUGACAUGCAUUUCAUCCUGAACACUCUGAAGGACAAGCUGAGUUCUACAGGCCUCGAGAAGAAGGAGGUGAAGGUGUUUCGGCCGUGGAGGAAAAAGAAAGAGCAGAGACCGGUGGCGGAGGAUGUCCCCCAGGUGAGCCGACAGGAGCCAGACACCGGGAGGAACGGCUGGACAGACGUGGCGGUCCGUCGGCAGCUCGCCAUCGGCAUCAACGAGGUCACCAAGGCUCUGGAGAGGAACCAGCUCCGGCUGCUGCUGGUGUGUAAAUCCGUCAAACCGCCACACAUGACCAACCACCUGAUCGCUCUGAGCGCGAGCAGAGGCGUCCCGGCCUGCCAGGUGCCUCGGCUGAGCCACAGCGUGUCGGAGCCACUGGGCCUGAAGAGCGUCCUGGCUCUGGGCUUCAAACAAUCCAGCGACGAUGACGAAGUGUUCAGGGACACCGUGGAGGCCAUCAGACCCAGAGUUCCUUCACUGGAGGUCAGCUGGCUGCAAGGAGGAGCAGCUAGAGACGCACCUGGAGAUACACCUGGAGAUACACCAGGAGAUACACCAGGAGAUACACCAGGAGAUGCACCUGGAGAUCCCGUUAGCGUGGAGGAGGAAGCUGGUGAGGCGAGAGGCCAGAAACGUAAACUAGAGACUGAAUCUGAGGAGGGUCUGUCCUCCUGCACACUGCAGCCUCUAAAAGUCAAGAAAAUAGUCGCUAAUCCUGCAAAGAAAAGGAAAGUAAAGCCGAAGAAACAGAAAGUGAAAUGAAACAGAAACUCUGCUGGAACAUUUUUGAAUCUAGGUGGGAAUGUUUCCUCUUAGAUCGUUUUUUUUUUUUUAGGAUUUUUGAAGCUGGAAAAAAAUGUCUAAAAUCUUAAAAAGCAGAAAAAAUAGGCAGUCUUUGGGAAUAUAAAGGUUUUGUCGAAGCCAUUUAAAAUGCUUGUGAUGCCUCAAGUAUUUUUUCCAUCUCAGAUUGUUUUAUUUUAAGGAUUUUUGAAGCUCAGAGGGAAAAAUUCUGUCAAAAAUAACAAGGCUGAAGAAAUGAGGUUUUGUUGAGGUGAGAGGGCAGAAAGCUCAACUGGAGAGUGAAUCUGAGGAGUUUUUUUUCCUCCUGCAGCCUGUAAAAGUGAAGAAAUUAGUUACUAAUCCUGCUAAAGAAAUGAAAAAUAAAGAAACAAGCUCUGAAGUGACACAGAAACUGA